UACCGGAAGUAAUUUUUGACAAGCAGUCGACAAGCAAUUUUGACAGACUUUUAUUCCUCCCAUCAUCUAAAUGGAUGCAAAUGGCAGUUCUACUCAAGUAAGCUUUGUUUGUCAAAGAUGCCGACAGCCUCUGAAGCUUGAUUAUUCGUUUAACACUCUUGACCCACAGCUUAUCCAAGAGUUGACCACCCCCUUAGUUCAUAAGCAAGAUGCUGAUGAAACCAUAAACAUCUUCAAAGACACACAGCAUGAGAAUGAGAAAGAGACUGAAGCAAUAUCAAGAAGAACAAUUUCACCAAAUUUUCCUGUCUAUGAUGAAGAAGACACUGAUUUUUUACUGCUUGGAGAGACUGGACCAGAAUCACUUGGUGUUUUGGGACACAAAAUUAAAGUUUCUAGCAUACUUUUUGACAUUAUGUCUGGCCAAUCUGAGGUUGAUCAUCCUCUCUGUGAAGAAUGUACAGACACACUAUUAGACCAGCUUGAUCAUCAACUUAAAAUUACUGAAGAUGAAUGCAAAGAUUACAAGGAUUUCUUAGAAAAUUUGAAUACUAAACAAGAAAAUAUUGAUGACAAUGCUCUUGACGAUGAAUUGAAACAACUUAAAUCUGAAGAAGAAGCACUAAGACAGCAGCUUGAAGAUGUUGAAAUAGAAAGAAUUAAAAUUACUGAAAAGAUCGAAGAUGAGAAGAAAGUUUCAAAAACAUUGGACGACGAAGAAGAAAAGUAUUGGAAAGAGUACAAUGAAUAUAAACGUCAAGUUCUUUCUUUAGAAGAUGAACACAGAAGUGUAGAUAAUCAAUUGAAAUAUGCACAAAUGCAGCUAGAUAGACUGAAGAAAACAAAUGUCUUCAAUGCAACGUUUCAUAUAUGGCAUAGUGGACAUUUUGGAACAAUUAACAAUUUUAGACUGGGAAGGCUUCCUAGUGUACCUGUUGAAUGGCAUGAAAUUAAUGCAGCUUGGGGACAGACUGUCCUACUCUUACAUUCCUUGGCAAAGAAGAUGAACCUGACAUUUCAAAGAUACAGAUUAGUUCCAUAUGGAAAUCAUUCAUACAUAGAAUCCUUGACUGACAAAUCUAAAGAAUUGCCUUUGUACGGAUCAGGAGGAUUUAGAUUCUUCUGGGACUCAAAGUUUGAUCAAGCAAUGGUUGCUUUUCUUGAUUGUCUUCAGCAGUUUAAAGAAGAGGUAGAAAAGGGAGAUACAGGAUUUUGUCUUCCUUAUAGAAUGGAAAAAGGAAAAAUAGAAGACAAUAGCACAGGAACAUCCUAUUCAAUUAAAAUACAGUUUAAUUCGGAAGAGCAAUGGACAAAAGCCUUAAAAUUUAUGUUGACUAAUUUAAAGUGGGGGUUGGCAUGGGUUUCAUCACAGUUUGCUAGCAAGUGAAAAAAUGUUGUUAUAAUAUAUUAAUUGAAGUAAAAAAACAAAUCAUAUUUGAAGUGCAUGUUAUUUUAUUAUGUUUGUUAAAUGUAUAUCUUCAGUUUGUGCUAAUGUACAUGUAGCUUACCCUGGCUAUAAAAGGUGGGACCCAAAUCAUGCUUAACUUUUUAUAAAACACAAAUUAAAGACGAAAAAGGAG
Messenger RNA from Mytilus trossulus (common blue mussel), 1580 nucleotides. Its product is annotated as beclin-1-like. The coding region runs from base 71 to 1387 and encodes 438 amino acids. Lineage: Eukaryota; Metazoa; Mollusca; Bivalvia; Mytilida; Mytilidae. Gene Ontology annotation, biological process: autophagosome assembly; late endosome to vacuole transport; cellular response to nitrogen starvation. The transcript has a single exon. The record is from RefSeq and is a predicted model, not a curated record. Gene Ontology annotation, cellular component: phagophore assembly site; phosphatidylinositol 3-kinase complex, class III, type I; phosphatidylinositol 3-kinase complex, class III, type II.